CUUCUUUUGCAGUCCCGUUGCCACCUGAGCACAGCUCUCUCCCCGGGAGCUCUGUAGAGCAGCGGGCAUCUCUUUCCUAGGACUGUACAAAGACUGAGCCAGAAGGAAGAGGGCCCAGCAGAGCCAUGAACAUUGUCUUCGAUAUUCUCCUCCUGCUGCUCACCAUCCUCUACUCCUACUUGGAGUCACUGGUGAAGCUUUUCAUUCCCCGGAGGAGAAAAUCUGUGGCUGGGGAGAUUGUUCUCAUUACCGGAGCUGGGCAUGGAAUAGGCAGGCUGACUGCCUACGAAUUUGCAAAGCGGCAAAGCAGACUGAUUCUGUGGGAUAUUAAUAAGCGUGGUGUGGAAGAAACUGCAGCUCAAUGCCAAAAACUAGGGGCCACGGCGCAUGCAUUUGUGGUAGACUGCAGCAACAGAGAAGAGAUUUACAGCUCUGUAAAUCAGGUGAAGAAAGAAGUGGGUGAUGUAACCAUCCUGGUGAAUAAUGCUGGGGCAGUAUACCCAGCCGAUCUUCUCAGUACCAAGGAUGAAGAGAUUGCCAAAACCUUUGAGGUCAACAUUCUAGGACAUUUUUGGAUCACAAAAGCACUUCUUCCAUCAAUGAUGAAGAGAAAUCAUGGCCACAUUGUCACCGUGGCUUCCGUAUGUGGCCAUGGAGUAAUUCCUUAUCUCAUCCCAUACUGUUCCAGCAAAUUUGCCGCUGUUGGCUUUCACAGAGCUUUGACAUCAGAACUUCAAGAACUGGGAAAAACUGGUAUCAAAACCUCAUGUCUCUGCCCAGUUUUUGUGAAUACCGGGUUUACUAAAAACCCAAGCACCAGAUUAUGGCCUGUAUUGGAGACAGAUGAAGUUGCAAGAAGUCUGAUAGAUGGAAUACUUACCAAUAAGAAAAUGAUUUUUGUUCCAUCAUACAUCAAUAUCUCUCUAAUACUAGAAAAGUUUCUUCCUGAGCGUGCUUUGGCAGCUAUAAAUCGUCUACAGAAUGUCCAGUUUGAAGCAGUUGUUGGCCACAAAAUCAAAAUGAAGUGAAUAAUGGAGUUCCAGUCAGAGAUAUAUGCAUAUUAAUGAUGUGGAUCUCAGUUUACAGUCAGUGCUUCAAAGCUCUAUUUCACAUUUUUCAGUCAUGAUGAUAUUAAAAACAUUGGUUUGGCACCA
Molecule: messenger RNA, 1154 nt
Organism: Nycticebus coucang (slow loris)
Lineage: Eukaryota; Metazoa; Chordata; Mammalia; Primates; Lorisidae
Gene: HSD17B13
Product: hydroxysteroid 17-beta dehydrogenase 13
Exons: 7
Coding region: 126-1028 (300 amino acids)
Cellular component (GO): lipid droplet
Molecular function (GO): oxidoreductase activity, acting on the CH-OH group of donors, NAD or NADP as acceptor
Source: RefSeq, a predicted model, not a curated record